Messenger RNA from Rattus rattus (black rat), 1964 nucleotides. RefSeq names its product coiled-coil domain containing 51 (gene Ccdc51). The transcript is spliced from 4 exons. Bases 509 to 1741 code for a protein of 410 amino acids. NCBI's taxonomy places the organism in Eukaryota, Metazoa, Chordata, Mammalia, Rodentia, Muridae. The record is from RefSeq and is a predicted model, not a curated record.
GCAGUUCGCCUUGAAUCAAGGCAGGCAUCUUUCAGGGGUCAGCUGUCCUUGACCUCACUCCUUGCGGCUGGCCCACCAUUCACGUGUCCAGAGACUCUUUCAGAGGGGAGGCUGGAAAGAGCAGACGUGGGGAGGAGAAGGAAUGUCGUUCUUCUGGAAGCAGGGAUCUUCCAGGAUAACAAAAGUGUCAAGUAUGUAUGUUUGAGAAAAAGUCUGGGAAGGAUGGUCGCGAGAACGUGUGCCUCCUAUUCGGAACUGCUCCAACUUCCAUUUAUUUCUUGGAGAGUCUUUAUGUCCGGAGCGCUGGUAGCGUAGAGAUGAAUGAAGCUCAAGAGGUUAACGAAGGUUCGCCGGGAGUGGUCCUCGAAUUGCCCAACAGAUUGAGGGAGAAAUAGCAAGAAAAAUGGGUUAGGAGGCUGACGCAUGAUGUUUCUGAGAAAAAAAAAAAAUUCAACUUCGACAAGGAUGACAGGUGGAAGUUACUGCAGCAGAGAGAGGAGCUCUUGCGAUGACGGGGUGCAGCCCUGUAUUCACAAUGCAGCAGGUGGUGGGUGUACCCCAUAGACUGGUAUGGAGAACCUUUCGUGGAACGGACCUCCUCAUGACAAGGACUCUGUGCAGUCCAGGUCCCAGCCGACCUGGAGAGAAGCGACCGGAAGCUGCAGCCUUAGGGCUGUAUCAUCGCCUCCCCGAGUUGGGAAGAACACUAAGCCACACCAUUCGGCAUCGAGCAGCCUCGACUGCCAAGGCUUGGUGGGACAGAUAUGAGGAGUUUGUAGGACUCAAUGAAGUUCGAGAGGCCCAGGGAAACGUGACAGAGGCGGAGAAAGUGUUCAUGGUGGCGCGUGGUCUUGUUCGAGAAGCCCGGGAGGAUCUAGAAGCUCAGCAGACGAAGCUGAAGGAGGUGAGGGACCGCUUGGACCGAGUCUCCAGGGAGGACAACCAGUACCUGGAACUGGCUACUUUGGAACACAGGAUGCUACAGGAAGAGAAGAGGCUCCGAAUAGCAUAUCUGCGUGCGGAAGACUCAGAGCGAGAGAAGUUCUCUCUCUUCUCUGCAGCUGUGCGGGAGAGUCACGAGAAAGAGCGUACAAGGGCUGAGAGGACCAAGAACUGGUCCCUCAUUGGGUCAGUUCUAGGAGCUCUGAUAGGCGUGGCUGGUUCCACCUAUGUUAACCGUGUCCGGCUACAAGAACUGAAGGCCUUACUCCUGGAAGCCCAGAAAGGGCCUGUGAGCCUCCAGGAGGCCAUCCGUGAACAGGCUUCUAGCUAUUCCCUCCAACAGAAAGACCUCCAGAACCUUAUGGUGGAUCUGAGGGGCCUGGUGCACGUUGGGCAGGACCAGGGCUCCGGGUCACCAACAGGUCCUCCUUCUCCCCGAGGAAAAGACAUAGAUGGCCUUUCAGCCACCAUGAAAGAGCAGCUCAGUCAUUCCCGGCAGGUCUAUUCCUGCCUAGAGGGUUUACGAGAGCAGCUUGACAGCCUGGAAAAGACUUGCAGCCAAAUGGCUGGGGUGGUUCGACUUGCAAAGGCCCCGGCACAUCCAGGCAUGGUGGAGCCACUGGAUGGGGCCCUGCCCAGCUCUUUGCUGGAACAUGGGAGCAUGAUGUUGGCGCUGUCAGAGAUGGAGCAGAGGCUAGAAGCCCAGGCUAACAGGAAUGCCAUCUCUAGCACGCUGGUCACCUGUGUGACUUUUAUGGCCACAUUGCCGCUGCUCUACAUGCUGUUCAAGACCAGUUAGCCCUGGGAUCCGACUCCAAAGGGGCCGAAGGGUGACUGUAGGCUGUGUUGGGGAUAUAAUGAAUCUUUGAGGUACAUACAACCUCAACCUGACUCUGAAUACCAGCAGAGGGGCUCGCCGACUAGUAUAUUUUAUUCUGUAGGUAAUACCUAUUUGCAUUAAUUAUCCAAACUUUGCAUAAAUGUCCAAUUAAAAUAUCUAAGAAUUUGUAUUAUGUAAAAGA